AUGACAACACAAAUGAUAUCUUUAGGACCAUCCAUUAAGACAAAUCUCAAGUUUUCUAAGGACGGAAAGUUUUACUUUUAUGGGAAUUUACACGCCGUUGGUAUCGUUUCUGUCGACACUAACACGGUUGUCCAAGUCAUCGACUUCAGACAAUCAGUAAGGUCGAUAGAAGUGAUGGACGAGCAAACCAUAGUAAUUGGAACUGAAAGAGGCCUUGUAUAUACGUACAACUAUAUAACUGAACAACGCAAGAAGAUAGUGGAGUGUGGAGAGAUGCCCGUUAUUAAUUUGGAGUUUUACUCUUCAUACCUUCUCAUUGUCACACCAAUGCGCAUUUUGUUAAUUCAAAACGGUGAUGUUAUUGACGACAUCUCAAGUGACAUUUUGAUAGAGACGGCGGUUCUUUUAAGAAACGAGCAUACACAAACUGAACUAGAAAAUUCGACGACUCAAUUACCUACCAUCGCCUACGCUUUAACUGAUGCUUCAGGUACUUUAGUACUCAAGACUGGAAAGAAUGAAAGGAGAAUACCAGGUAACAAGACGUGGGUGACAGUAGUGAGGCAGUCAGUUGAGAACGAUCGUAUCUUUAUAGGUACUGAUGCGGGUAAGGUGAUUGUUCACAAGUAUCCCUCUCUUGAAGUUGAGUCUGUUGUACCUGUGAGUGAUUUACGUAUUAGUGGGAUAUCAUGCCACAAUGAUAACACGUUUAUAGUAUCUUCUAUCGACUGUUCAAUACAAAUCUUCCAAUUGAGUGACUUAUGGUUGAGUACAUUACGCCUCGGGGGUGUCGGUGAGGAGCGAUAUAUCCGUUUUGCAUUUUCAGAGAAGACAAGGAUCCUCAUUGCACUUUCAAACCUGUGCCACUUGCAUGGCUGGAAACUCGACUCGAAGUACUCGACACCAACACAGAUUGUACUUCCAACAGGUCACUCCUUAGCAGUGUCUUCUGUCGAGUUAUAUAAACUUCCUACAAUACCAGAGAACUUAGCUUUGAUAUCAUCAUCCGAAGAUUUCACUGUCAGAGUCUUUGUGAAGACACCAAAGAAAGAGAGAAGUGUGGAGAGGUGGGUUGAAGUUGCACGUCCAUUAGUGCAUGGGUAUCCGUUAACACGUGCUGUGAUGAUCGACCAUCCACUUCGAAUAUUGACUUCUUCUGUUGAAGAGAAACCAAUUCGUGUUUUGGAAACCUCAAAGUAUUUUAUAGAUACCGUGAGGUACGUCACAAACUCAAACUUCUCACGAGAAGAUAUGUUGUACUAUGACAAAUCCCCUAUUGGCGCGAAUCACCAACCACUUUCAUUGACUAAUACACCCCUCAGAGAGCAUACAGGAAGCUCUAGACAGUCUCGGGUGCAAUCGCCAACAAAGCCACAGUUCGACUUAAAAACGCUUGUAGUUCCUGACAGUGAUGAAAUGCCGAUUGAAGACAUAGUGGUUGCCUCUGUACCCAAAAUCUAUACGAGUGCUCCCCCCGAGGAAGAAUUGCACUACCACACAUUAUGGCCGGAGACCAACAAGUUACUUGAACAACAGAGUGAAGUGGUUCAAUUAGAAAUCAGUAAAGACGAGCAGUUUAUAGCGACGGGUGGACUUUACUUGAAGCCGUCCCAAUUCACAAAAACAGUGAUACCAGCGAAGACUGUCUAUUUGUGGAAGAAAGAUGGGGAAUCAUAUAAAGUGUUGAACUCGUAUCUUCCCUUUGAGGAAGAGGACGAGAUUGAAGGUCUUAUAUAUGACGGGUCUCAUAUUGCAGUUGGUGGCAAGAAUGGCAAAGUUGCUAUUAUCAAUGUGUCCACUCACACGAUGCAGACGGUUGAUGUAUCUACUGAGAAGAUAAGUGGGAUGUGUUCUAUAGGAGACUCUGUGUAUGUUGGGACACCAUCAGGCCAGUGUUACAAAAUUAACAAAGACACUGGUUGCAAGACGUUCUGGGUGUUUUUAAAUAAGGCGGUCAGUGUGAUGCGCGACUUCCAUGAUAACAUAGUGAUUGGAUAUGAGGAUGGGUCCAUCGAUUUCUUAGAACAAAGUGGUGAAGGCAAACACUUCCAAAAGGAUUCCAAUGGGAAAGUUGUGAACUGCUGUCCUUCAAAAGUGUUGUCGUUGAGUGUUAUUGAGUUUGAAGGAAAGCCAUUGAUUGCUGCGUCUGAUGAUAUUGGGACGAUCAUAGUGUUUUCGCUUUAA
Messenger RNA from Entamoeba invadens IP1, 2184 nucleotides. RefSeq lists its product as hypothetical. Gene Ontology annotation, molecular function: protein binding. The record is from RefSeq and is a predicted model, not a curated record. Lineage: Eukaryota; Evosea; Mastigamoebida; Endamoebidae. Bases 1 to 2184 code for a protein of 727 amino acids. The transcript has a single exon. Gene Ontology annotation, biological process: tRNA wobble uridine modification. Gene Ontology annotation, cellular component: elongator holoenzyme complex.